Messenger RNA from Coregonus sp. 'balchen', 1315 nucleotides. Lineage: Eukaryota; Metazoa; Chordata; Actinopteri; Salmoniformes; Salmonidae. The record is from the annotation of a GenBank genome assembly.
AUGUUUGAUGAGCUCCUUGAGCUCAAUGUUAACAACUCAGAUGUCAUCAAGACCCACACCCUCAUCCAGUUUGCAGAAGCACUACAAUGCAACACACAUGUGAAGACAUUUGCUUUAGCCAACACCCGGGCUGACGACCAUGUGGCUUAUGCCAUUGCCGGCACUCUGUGGAACAACACGUCUCUGACCAGCGUCAUCCUUGACUCCAACCACCUCACUGGCAAGGGAAUUUUGGCCGUGGUACAUGCCUUAGAGAAAAAUGUAACCGUCGCUGAACUGCGCUUCCACAACCAACGGCACAUCUGUGGAGGCAAGACAGAGAUGGAGAUGGCCAAUGCGUUGAGAAACAACACCAGGUUGAUGAAGCUGGGCUACGGCUUUGAGCUGGCCAGCCCAAGGAUGACCAUGACUAACAUCCUGAGUCGGAACAUGGACCUGCAGCGGCAACGUCGACUGGAGGAGAAGAAACAGGCACAGCUGCAAGCCCAUUCAUCCCAGCAGCCUCAGCCAUUCCAGCCAUCAUGCCAGACACCACAACCACAGACCAACACAAAAAAGAACACAUUGCCUUUGGGGAAGUUUUCUCUGGAACCUUCAUCUCAACCCCAACCCAAGUCUGUUGGUGAGACUAAGAGGACAGGAAACCUGAAAACAUCUCAUUUUUUGCCUCCCUCUAAACCCUUACCUGAACCCUUCCACAAGGUGAGCGGCAAAGCUGGGGAAAAGGUGAGCCCUAAGGCUGUGGGUAAGCUAAACCCUAAGGCUUUGGGUGGUAGAUCUGGACCAGGGUCUACACCACCUCCGCCUAAGGUUGGGGAUGGUGGAUCUCGUCCUGGGUCUCCACCACCUCCACCUCAGGCUCCUAAAGCUGGCCGAUCUGGACCAGCACUACCUCCCCCUCCUCCCCCUGCCCCAGUGUUGGAGGGCCUAAGGAAAGCCCUUAUGCCUGCCUCACAGAGGAAACUCAAUGGGCUGACUUCACACCAAGGAGAGAGGAACACUAGGGAUCAGUUGCUGGACUCCAUUCGCAAGAGCACUAUGAAAGCUCUAAAAAAGGUUAGAUCAGGAGAGGAGUGGAAGUUAUUUGUGAAAGCAGCAUGAUAAUGAUAUCAGCACAAUGUGAUUAAUGUGGUGAACAGCCAACAGUAUGAGAGGAAUUUUCAUUACAUCUGUAGACUGUAAAUUACUGUUUUAUAUAUAUAUAUAUAUAUAUAUAAAGCCAGCAUUUCCCUUGAAAUUACAGUCAGGAAGAAUAUUGGUGAAUAAAUCAAAUCUAAAUCUCUUGCAGGUUGAUGUUCCGAAGCUGCUUGAGUAA